UACAGGAAAACCCGGUGUUGCACUUUAUCAACGAAGACGAUGUGAGAAGAGACAAAUGGAGAAGCCUCGUCGUCGGCAACUUUGAGCAGCUGCCCCAAAGUCUCGGGUCACAUCAUGGGAGCGUUACGCUCGUGUCGCCUUUCCUUCAUCCUGACUUGGAUAUCUGUGGUUUUCCUGCCUGCUAUGUGUUUACGACACGCUAUGAUACCAACGCUGCGCCUGGAGAGCCAAGUGUUCGUGGCCUUCUCAGGCAAAGACCUCACCAUCGGCAGCGAGCUGAUCACACCAGUCAACCAGACUAAAGAUCACCUGAGGUGCUUCUGCCCGUCCGGCCGGAAGAUAUACUUCACGGUCAUCGACUCGAUAACCGGGACACACGUGCCUUACAAACUGCAGCUGAAGCUGAAGAACCUGAACAUCUCAGGAGAAUAUCACUGCACGUAUAAAACCGCCAGGGCGUCCUGGUUUCUGCGAGUGAGAGAUGAAGGCUACAGGAAGAUGGUGAAGUUGGACACCGAGUUGAUCCCGGUGAGCGUGCUCAUCGGCGUGCUGCUGCUCUUCAGCGUGCUCGGCUCGGCGUAUGUCUUCAGAGGACAUUGGAAAGAGAAGAUUACACAGAGUGGCAGAAAACAGCAUAACAGAGAAGAAGAGAAAGACAAGGCCAAAGAGGUGGAGGAGGACAAGAUGGACAUGAGGGCAGCUCAGUCUACUUCUUUCUAUGCGAGUCUAGAACCUCGGCCCAGGUCCAUUUAUGACGUGCUGGACCCCUCUGCUGCCAAAGCAGAACCGGAUCGAGAAAAAAACGGUUGCAAGACAAAGAAGCCCCUCAAACCGGCGCCGCCCACUGCAGAACACCCGGAUGACGGCACGUUGGAGUGUGUUUACGAGAACUUUUGA
Cololabis saira (Pacific saury) is the source of this 897-nucleotide messenger RNA. RefSeq lists its product as uncharacterized. The record is from RefSeq and is a predicted model, not a curated record. The transcript is spliced from 6 exons. Bases 115 to 897 code for a protein of 260 amino acids. Gene Ontology annotation, biological process: positive regulation of cytokine production; B cell receptor signaling pathway; regulation of B cell differentiation. Gene Ontology annotation, cellular component: membrane raft. Gene Ontology annotation, molecular function: transmembrane signaling receptor activity. NCBI's taxonomy places the organism in Eukaryota, Metazoa, Chordata, Actinopteri, Beloniformes, Belonidae.